Molecule: messenger RNA, 1175 nt
Organism: Amphimedon queenslandica
Lineage: Eukaryota; Metazoa; Porifera; Demospongiae; Haplosclerida; Niphatidae
Product: ubiquinone/menaquinone biosynthesis C-methyltransferase UbiE-like
Exons: 1
Coding region: 339-1088 (249 amino acids)
Source: RefSeq, a predicted model, not a curated record
AUCGAAGUAUCAGUACACACACCUACUGUCUAGACACAUGUAUAUACAGUUCUGGGAGAUAUAACAUUCCUCUCAAGUCAUCCAGGCCUCUUACCCACAUGUGAUAGUUCUUAAUAUAAUAGAGAAAUCUCUUAUAGACAAAGUAUGGAAUUAAUUUUUAAAAUUGAUAAAAAAUCCAAACUUGAAACUAAAGGAGGGUUAAAUCACCAAGAACUGUAUAUACAUGUGUCUAGACGGUAGGUGUACCAAUACUCCGAUAGUCUAAAUUAAGUAAAUAAUGUAAACCUGGCUGUGUAUAAAAGUAAACUAAGUGCUAGUUACUGCAGUUAUAGAAAGCCAUGGAAGCAGCUAUUUGCUAUAGUCAAACUUCAACUGUCCAGCAAGAAGAUGGAAUGAAGCUACUAAAUCAAAUGAAUCCAAAGGAAGGAGAUGUUCUCCUUGAUCUUGGUUGUGGUACUGGUUUCCAUGCAAGAGAUGUAGCUGAGAGAGUAGGAGAAACAGGACGAGUUGUUGCAGUUGAUCCUGAUAGGAGCAGGAUUGAAGUUGCCAAGAACGCUCUGGACAGCAACCCUCCAACCAAUCUUCAAUUCAUAGUUGCCAGUGACAAGGACUUUCCUGCAGAUGACAUAAAAUAUGAUUAUGUUCUCUCAAGUUGUGUGGUUCACUGGAUCAAAGACAAAGAGAGUGCUUUCAAAAGGAUCUACAACAGCCUCAAACCAGGUGGAAAGUUUGGAUUCACUUCGCAGGAUGAUCCAAAGUACCCCGACAUUUUGAUUGAGAUGCUUCAACUGUGUGGCCCUCAAGUUUUCCAGGAGACAGCACAGUCAAUACAUUGGAAGUCUGCAAGCUACUACAAAGAGUUAGCAGAAUCCAUUGGCUUUGAGGUGACACUUAUGGAUGUUGCUGAGAGGACAAUAUCCUUUCCUGACAUUGAAGCAUUCAUUAAUUUCUUCUAUGGGGUUUUCCAUGGUAAGUUUGAUCGUACUCUACCAGCUAUUGACGGCAUUCGUGAGAAGUACAAGGGACAAUCUUUGAUGGUAACUGUUCCAAGACUGUCAGCAAUCUUGACCAAGCCUCUUAACAUUUAAUGAGAACAAUAGAACUUAGUUUGUGAAUGACAAUGUAAAUGAUCUAGAAUUUUUUCGUUUUGAUUUAGUAAUAAUUUUAUAAAAUUA